Beta vulgaris subsp. vulgaris (sugar beet) is the source of this 1653-nucleotide messenger RNA. RefSeq lists its product as uncharacterized. The transcript has a single exon. The record is from RefSeq and is a predicted model, not a curated record. Lineage: Eukaryota; Viridiplantae; Streptophyta; Magnoliopsida; Caryophyllales; Amaranthaceae. Bases 124 to 1512 code for a protein of 462 amino acids.
GAUACAGUGUUGGGAAAAUUUGUGGACAUCAUUUGCUUGGAAAGCUCUAUAACUACCAUGACUUCGAAACAAGACCAUCACACCUUACUCACAUAAAAUACAUAUACAUCAAACACCAUCAACAUGUCUUAUCGUCUCUUUAACAGAUCCUCUUCCUCUGAAUCUAAUGAUGAUGAUGAAAAGAGAAGACAACAAUUUGAAGAAGUAGACGCCAUGAUCGACAAUUAUAUGGUCACUGAAUUCGCUAAUUUUGUGAUGCCAACUCCUGAAAGGCCACCCCGACGACGUCGUAGGGUGGUCGACGAAAAUGGAGAUGUUGUUAUCAGGGUCCGAAGAGGGCAUGAAGAAGGUCAUCAACGCCUAUACAAUGACUACUUUGCUGAACAUCCUGUGUACAACAGUCGAAUAUUUCGUCGUAGAUUUCGCAUGCAAAAGCACUUGUUUUUGCGAAUAAAGAAUGCUAUAGAGGAGAACGACACGUGGUUUGAGCUACGAAGGGAUGCAAAGGGGGAACUAGGCUUGUCACCACUUCAGAAAUGUACGGCAGCGUUGAGGAUGUUAGCCUAUGGGAUGGCGGCUGAUCAAGUAGAUGAAUAUCUACGUAUGGGCGAAACCACUGCAAGAACAUCCCUCAUAAGAUUCUCAGAAGGGGUUAUCAAAAUUUUCGGUGAGGAGUACCUAAGGAGACCGACCGAAUCUGAUUUGCAGAGACUCCUUCAAAAUGGUGAGCGACGUGGGUUACCUGGUAUGAUCGGAAGCAUUGACUGCAUGCAUUGGGAGUGGAAAAACUGUCCAGCAGCAUGGAAAGCGCAAUACCAAGGCCGAAGUGGUAAAGCAACCCUUGCACUUGAAGCCGUUGCGUCACGAGAUCUUUGGAUUUGGCACGCCUUCUUUGGCAUCCCUGGUUCGUGUAACGACCUAAAUAUUCUACAUCGUUCCGAUGUUUUUGAUGAUGUCAUGCAAGGCCGAGCGCUAUCGGUUAAUUUCACGGUUAAUGGUCAUCAAUACAACAUGGGCUACUACCUCACUAAUGGCAUAUAUCCACAAUGGGCUGCUUUCAUUCAAGGUAUUACUCUUCCACAAACCGACAAGCAUAGACUAUUUGCGCAACAUCAAGCGGCAGCUCGUAAAGACGUUGAGCGCGCAUUCGGAGUCUUGCAAUCUCGAUUCGCAAUUGUACGACAUCCCUCUCUCGUAUGGGACGAGGACGCAAUGCAUAUUAUCAUGAAGGCUUGCAUCAUCAUGCACAACAUGAUAGUCGAAGAUGAACGACACAAUUAUCUUAAUUAUACUGAUCCAUCCGAGUUCAUCGCUGAUCGCCCGCAGCAAAGAGCUAGUACAAGCGCCACUUCAGAAGAAGAUGAGCCUUUCGUGUACAAUGUCGAACGUCCGUUUGACAUGGAGCUCUACUUCACAAAAAGGGAAGCGGUGCGUGACAAACAUGUUCACCUAGCUCUAAAAUCAGAUUUGAUUGAAAAUAUUUGGAAAUGCUAUGGACGUAGGGGUUGUUAGUUGUGCUUUAAUCAGAUUUGCCUCUAGUUGUGCUUUCAUUUCUGCGUGUGUAAUCAUCUUUUGAUUGUUGUUAAUGAAUUGAUGUUGCGUUUUCGAUUACUAGUAAUUAAUCAUCGACUAAUGAAAGUAAUUAUCCGAUAA